Molecule: messenger RNA, 5315 nt
Organism: Zootermopsis nevadensis
Lineage: Eukaryota; Metazoa; Arthropoda; Insecta; Blattodea; Termopsidae
Source: RefSeq, a predicted model, not a curated record
CAAACCACUGCUGGAUCAUUUGCCUAGGAAACAUAUGAACAGGUCCCUAUCAGAGGGAUCUUGUUCAUAAUGUCACCAGGGGUCGGCUCCGACCCGAUGGUACAAACAAAAUGUAUUAGAAUAGUUAUUGUGAUAUAUAUUGUAGUAAAACUUACUGAUUACAGUAAAACAGUGUGCAGCUGCUGCUGGAUUCACCUAAGUGCAGCAAAGUGUUAAGACAACUUACAGUCACAGGUAGUGCUUUGAUCUGGGGCAUAUAGUCUUCUGUUGUAGUCAUCUGAGUUAUAUUUAUUAAACUUUUGCUGGAGAGAUAAUUCAUUUUUCUAUGUUUUCCAAAUUGCAGUGAAUUAGGUGACAUUCGAAUUGUUAUAGGUAUUUGAUAUUUGGCAGCUUAUAAGUAUUUGUUUAUUUUCCAAAUGGUAAUUGAUAUUUGAACUUUAAAUAGACAGUGUUAUUUAUUAUGCAAGUAUGUAUACAUAUUAUAAGUAAUGUUAUAUGAAUAUUAUAAUAUUAUAAUUUUUAAUGAAAGAACAUUACAUUUGAGCAGAGUUACAUGAACAUCAAGUCGGUUAACAAUUUGCAUCAUGUCAGAUCUGCUCAAAACUUGUUCUCACACAGUUUUUAUUCCUGUCAUGUUCACACACUUAGUGUAAAAUUUUGUUUUUGUUGUUGCUGUUAUUUCAUGGCUUAAUCUUUGCUGAUGGGCACAAUGUUGAGCUGAACAUAAAAAUUGCUAUAUAAAGAUUUUUAGUUGAUUAUUAAUUAAAACAUUAGUGUUUUAUAUUGUCAGUUGUUUUAUCAUGAUGACUCAUAAAGUGAGAGAAACGUUUGCAUUCUGAAACUGUAGAAACAUCAGAAUAUUUUUAUAAGAUUACAGCAGUUUAUAAAAAGUUGACCUAGCAGUACUUAAUUGCACAUGGAUCUAUCCAUGUUAGAGAAAAGUGUUGAAACAAUUUUUCAACCAUUUUAUGUACUGUAAUUAUAGAAUUUGAUGUACUAAGAUGGAAAUUCAGGGAUACUAAUGUGACUAUUAGUACUGGCUUCCAGAGAAUUGUGAGAUUUCAUAUUCUUAUGGCAACAGGAAUGAAGAUGGCUGUCUUCUAGGAUGUUGUGUUGUGUAAUGUGUGUUAGAUAUUGACUGACAUUUCUGAUGAGCUUACUGCCUCCAUUGUUAGGGCACCCUGAUGGAGGCGGUAAGCUCUUUGAAACAUCAGUAAAAAUUCUAGUUUAAGGCAUUCAAAAACGUAAUGAGCAAAACAAGAAUUUGGUAGUAAUUUUUUCAAAUCUGUUUUAAUUUUGUAUUAAUUCUGCCUUUUUUAUUAUCAACUGAACUUGAAUUUGUAAUAGGAUUUCUCAUUUACCUCUCCAUAUUGAUAAAAACUGUUGUUGUUUUUUUCAUUAUAAACAGUGAUGUUAUUCAGGACCAUUUCUGUACGCACUGCACAGCUAAAUAAACGCAAUAAGACAUCAUGCAGAAGUUAAAGCCCUUGGAUUCAGACACACACAUUACACAUGAAUAAAACCAGUGUGUUGCUAUUUUUCAUCUGAAACUCUUCAAUAUUGUUGUUUUCAAAUUUGACUUUGUUUGCUACCUUAUGUUGUUAGAACCAAAAAUGGAAAAAAAGAGAAAAUUUUCAUCGCUAUCCUUAUUAUUCUAUUUCAUAUUCUUCAGUAUUUUUCCUUCCUUAAUCAUCAUCAUUUCUUGCUGUUGGCAGUGUGAUUUUUAUACUUGUUAAACUUGUAUAUGAAAUAUAUUCUGCCUGUGAAAUGAGCAGUACUUAAAUGAUGCAAUGUGCAGUUUAGUGUGAAUCAACUUCUGUGUCGAAUAAUUAAAAGAAAUCUGUAUAUGUAUGUCAGCUUGAGUACUGAUUCUCCUCUCCAUCAUAGUACGCACAGUGUUAACACUUUUGAUUGUACUACAGACUGGGUGACUGGGGUUCAAUUCCUGACAGGGCACAACUUUUCUCUUCACCACCGUGUCUGGACCGACUCUGGGACCCUUGGGUACUCUUGGGUCCUUUACUCACGGGUAAAGCAACCAGGGCAUGAAACCAGCCAGUCACCUUCAUCUAGUGCUGAGAUUAAGAAUGUGUGGAGCUAUUCCUUCACCCCCCAUACAUCUUUGUGCCAUCUUGCUUUAAUUUGGCUCCAGGGAUGACUUUUUACCUUUGCAAUAUUCAGGAUUUACCCAAUUCAAAUUGAUCUGUGUUCUGGACAGGUAAGUUAAUAUUAUUAUGUGCAUUGCCCAUAAUUGAGAAAUGGCAGACAUGUUAAUAUUUCGUUUUUUCUUCAGGUAGUGACAGAAUUAAGAAAUCUCUGAAGGCAUUACCAAAAACCAGAAACUGUAACUAGCUGCUGAAAUUUGGUAAUUCAUAUGCAGAACCACUCCAGCAGUGCAACUAAUGCUGGACACAUUACUAGGAAGAUGGACCUCUGAUAGAUGUCUGUAGCUGCAAGCACGGCAAAUAAAGAGCGUGAGAUUUGAACAGAGGCCGUAGAACUCUGGAACUGACAACGACCAAGGUAUAUUUUAUCGACUCUUCAUUGAUUAUGUUUUAUUACAAGUGUUUAUUUGUUUGAAUAAUGCCAUCACAAGACACAAUGUUAUGGGCAUUUGCUUCUUCUAUUUCUGUAUAAAUGAGUUUUUGAAACUCUGUGCUUGACUUAACUGCAACAAAUACUGUGACAUCUGGAAUUCACAUAGAAGUGUCUGAGAUGUGCACAAAAGAGUUUGUGCACAGGCGAUUUCCAUUCACCAGAUGGCUCCCACAGUAUAAUUUCUCUACUUUAGUUCAAGACAUGCUUGCUGGGUUGACUGUUUCACUGACUUUAAUUCCACAGUCAAUUGCGUAUGCUGAAAUUGCUGGUCUACAACCACAGUAUGGGCUUUUCUCUUCAUUUAUGAGCUGCUUUGUUUAUAUAUUCCUGGGAAGCUGCAAGGAUAUUACCAUUGGUCCAACAGCCAUGAUGGGUAUCAUGACAAAUCCUUUUGUUGUUCAGAAUGAUAAUCCAGACUUUGCAGUUCUAUUGUGUUUCCUCACAGGGUGUGUUAUGGUCUUGGUGGGAUUAUUAAGACUUGGUUUUCUGGUGGAGUUCAUAUCACUUCCAGUCACUGCUGGUUUUAUAUCAGCUGCAGCCAUCACAAUUGCUUCAUCUCAGCUGAAGGGCCUGUUUGGAAUUAAAGGGAGUGGACAUAGUUUUGUGGAGUCGUGGGCGAAUCUAUUUAAUAAUAUACAGGAUACCAGGCUUGGAGACAUGACGCUGGGUGUCUGCACUAUACUUCUUCUGCUGAUUGGACGAAAAUUGAAAGACUUUGAUGGUGGGCGCAAAAAUUCUUCUGCAGUACACAGACUUAUAGGAAAGAUGCUGUGGAUGAUUUCAAUAUCACGGAAUUCUAUUGUUGUCAUCAUUGGUAUGAUUCUGGCCUACAUGUUUGAAAGCAAAGGAUUCAAGCCCUUCAAAAUAACAGGUGAGAUUGAAGAAGGAUUACCACCAUUUGGACUUCCUCCAUUCAGUACAGUCUCGCACAACCAAACCCUCAACUUCGACGAUAUGGCUAGCACGUUUGGAACUUCCCUAUUCAGCAUACCUUUCAUAUCAUUCUUGGAGACUGUUGCCACAGCCAAGUCUUUCUCUACGGGUAAAGCAGUGGAUGCCUCCCAAGAGUUGUAUGCAUUGGGUUUCUGUAACAUCAUGAGCUCAUUUGUGCGUUCUUUCCCACUUUCUGGAUCUUUCUCUCGUACGGCUGUGAACAAUGGAUCGGGCGUCAAAACUCCCCUCGGUGGUCUGAUCACUGGUGCUAUGGUCUUAAUGGCACUGGGUCUUCUCACCUCCACUUUUGCGUACAUUCCAAAGGCAACUCUUGCAGGUGUUAUCAUCAGCGCUGUCUUGUCCAUAGUGGAGUUAGAAAUGGUCCCUUUACUUUGGCAGACAAAGAGGAUUGACCUUAUUCCGAUGGCAGUCACAUUCAUAGCAUGCUUGGGAAUUGGACUUGACUAUGGUAUGCUUCUUGGUAUUGGUGUCAAUCUGGUGUUCAUACUGUACAGUGCAGCCCGUCCAGAGGUUCAGGUCCGCAAUUUGACCAUUGAAUCACGGAAGGUGUUGUUGGUGAUCCCAGAACAGGGUCUUGUAUUUCCUGCUGCAGAGUACAUCCGAGAUGCAGUGUUCAGAUCCUGCCUGAUGACAGAAAGCAAUGUAAUAGUUGUUGUUGAGGGAUCAAAUAUUCAUCAAAUAGAUUCUACGGUUGCAAAAAACAUGACAAUGCUUGUGAAUGACUUGAAGAUCAGGAACCAGAAGAUUGUCUUCUGGAACUGGAAGCAUAGUGCGGAGGUGGUGUGUCGGGGUAUAGAUGAAAAAAUGUCAAAAUAUUUCAGUUAUGAAGACAGUCUGGAGAGCUUGCUGCAAGAAGUGGCUACUGAAAGUUGGCUUGCUGCCAGAGACAAUAACACAAAUGGAACGCAGAAGACUUUCUUAAAUAACGAAUCUAAUGUGUGAUAAAUUACGGGUGUUUAUUGGAAAUGCCAUUGAACGUUAAGGGAAGAUUUCUACCACAUUGCUGAAGAUGCGUAGUGUUAUUAGUUAUUCACGUCACUUUUUUUUUACAUAAACAUUCAAGGGGGAUAAAUAUUUCUGCAUCUAACAAGUGUGACAAUUUGAAACUAUAUUAUGUGUUUUGUAACAUGUAAAUAUAGUACAGUCCUCAUUUAAAGUUCCUAAAUGUAAGGAUUUGUUAUUUUUUAAGUCCCAUUUCCAUGACCUCAUAAAGUAUCAGGUUCCCCCCACAAGUUGAUUGUGAGUUUUAAUUUGUUUUUAGACAAUACUCUCAAAAGAUAAAGAAAAAAUAGUGAGUAAUGUCUGAACUGGCAAAGGGGUUAAUUAAUUGCACGUUGAUGAUCAAUGUCGUCAUGAAUUUUUUUUAGGAUAGUUUAGCAGUAUUUAUGCCGUACAGGGGAAUGCUUUUCCCAAAUAACUCUUUAAAUAGUUAAAUAAAUAAAUAAAAAUAUACUUAUGAUGCACUGUGCAUUGCUACUUAUAUUGCCCAUGAAAUGCAGCCCACAAUGAAAACACAAACAGAAGAAAUGUAUACUGAAUUUCUCGCGAUGUAGUUGUUAUCACUCAUAUUGUGUAUAUGAUAGGUUCCGAGUGCGAAUUUCGGCCUGAGACUACGAGACCGACUGAAGUUUAUUCAUAACGUACAAGCAAAUGCCUUAAACGACCAUUUCCUUCAAACAUUUCCACUUAAUCAUUCAUAAUAAUUUAGACAGUAGACGCCAUCUUAUCAAUCCAGUUGAAAAGUGUCGUUAAAUACAACAAGC